Molecule: messenger RNA, 1446 nt
Organism: Priceomyces carsonii
Lineage: Eukaryota; Fungi; Ascomycota; Pichiomycetes; Serinales; Debaryomycetaceae
Gene: SPL1
Product: Spl1p
Exons: 1
Coding region: 1-1446 (481 amino acids)
Biological process (GO): [2Fe-2S] cluster assembly
Cellular component (GO): mitochondrion; cytosol; nucleus
Molecular function (GO): cysteine desulfurase activity; pyridoxal phosphate binding
Source: RefSeq, a predicted model, not a curated record
AUGCUCUCUAGACAAUUUAAAAGCGUCCUUGCAGGAUAUAAGGGUUAUUUAGGUACAAAUUCGAGAGGUUUAGUUCGUUGUUUGUCCAACAGCAAAUCUGGAUUAUUAGCCACUAAUAGCGCAAGUGGAGGCAUUCAUACACCAACGGUUGUUGAGCCUCCUACUGCUGUGCCUCCAGAAGGAUCAUCCAUCAGCUUAAAGAAUGCAUCUAGAGAUGAUUCGAAAUUUGGUAGCCGGCCCAUUUACUUAGAUGUGCAGGCAACUACUCCUACUGACCCCCGAGUUUUGGAUAAGAUGUUAGAAUUUUACACAGGUUUGUAUGGAAAUCCACAUUCAUCAACUCAUGCUUAUGGAUGGGAAACAGACAAGGAAGUCGAGUUGGCACGUAAAUAUAUUGCAGAGGUUGUUAAUGCUGAUCCCAAGGAGAUUAUUUUCACGUCAGGUGCCACCGAGAGUAACAAUAUGGCGAUCAAAGGUGUCCCAAGAUUCUAUUCUAAAACCAAAAGACAUAUAAUAACAACUCAAACUGAGCACAAAUGUGUUCUUGAUUCAGCAAGACACAUGCAAGAUGAAGGAUUUGAAGUAACUUAUUUGCCUGUUAAUAGUGAGGGUUUGAUAAGUUUGGAAGAUUUAGAAAAAGCUAUCCGUAAAGAUACUGCGAUUGUUUCUGUUAUGGCGGUUAAUAAUGAGAUUGGAGUUAUUCAACCUAUCAAAGAAAUUGGAGAAAUUUGCCGUAAGAAUAAAGUUUUCUUCCAUUGUGACGCAGCUCAAGCGUAUGGUAAAAUUAAAAUGGAUGUCAAUGAAAUGAAAAUUGAUUUAAUGUCAAUUUCCUCUCAUAAGAUAUACGGUCCUAAGGGCAUUGGUGCCUGUUACGUGAGAAGACGCCCAAGAGUUAGAUUGGACCCGAUCAUCUCUGGCGGUGGCCAAGAAAGAGGACUUAGGUCUGGUACCUUGGCUCCACCAUUAGUUGCCGGAUUUGGAAAAGCUGCAAAGCUUAUGAUGGAGGAAGGCGAAUAUGAUCAACAAUAUAUUCAUAAGCUCUCUGAAAAAUUGAAAAAUGGUUUGUUAUCUAUUCCUUCUACCCAACUUAAUGGAUGUACGAGUAACCCAGACGCACAAUAUGCUGGGUGUGUCAAUGUUUCGUUUGCUUAUAUUGAGGGCGAAUCUUUACUUAUGGCAUUAAAAGAUAUUGCUUUGUCGUCCGGAUCAGCUUGUACUUCAGCAUCGUUGGAGCCAUCGUACGUUUUGCACGCUUUAGGUGCUGACGAUGCCUUAGCUCACUCUUCCAUUCGUUUUGGUAUUGGUAGAUUCACUACAGAAGCAGAAGUUGAUUAUGUUAUCAAUGCAAUCCACGAGAGAGUUGAAUUUUUGAGAAAAAUGUCACCUUUGUGGGAAAUGGUACAAGAAGGUAUAGACUUGAAUAGUAUUGAGUGGAGUGGUCAUUGA